Drosophila sechellia is the source of this 1223-nucleotide messenger RNA. Its product is annotated as putative transferase CAF17 homolog, mitochondrial. The transcript has 2 exons. The record is from RefSeq and is a predicted model, not a curated record. Gene Ontology annotation, biological process: iron-sulfur cluster assembly. Bases 88 to 1149 code for a protein of 353 amino acids. Gene Ontology annotation, cellular component: mitochondrial matrix. Gene Ontology annotation, molecular function: protein binding. Lineage: Eukaryota; Metazoa; Arthropoda; Insecta; Diptera; Drosophilidae.
UUCCUUGCUCGACUUUGUUUUGAGUACCAAAUUUAAGUUUCUGCUGCUAGAUAUAUCGAAUAAUUUUAAUCAAAUUUCCUGCACAAGAUGCCUCCAUUUUCCAGCAUGAAUCGUACGAAUCCGUGGUUUCUGCGCGCUGUGCGCCAUCACAUACGUAAUCUCCAUGAGAUGAGGAUCCCAUACGCCCGUCCGGUGGGCCCAAGUCAGCGCAAUUUUACUUUGGAGCCGCUGGGAAAUCGAGAACUCAUCCGUGUCCACGGGGCCGAGGUGGUGCCAUUUCUGCAGGGUCUGGCGACCAACGAUGUGGCCCGGAUUCAGUCGCCGGGGGGUCCUGCCUCAAUGUACGCCCACUUUCUCAACAAGGCGGGCAGGCUGCUGUACGACACCAUCUUGUACCGCACCAACAACCCGGAAACCAUCCUUGUUGAGUGCGAUCGGGAGGCUUCCUCGGACUUCCGACGCCACCUGCGCACCUAUCGCGUUCGCAGGCGCAUUGAGGUCGACAGUGUAGACGACGAGUAUACCCCAUGGGUGUUGUUUAACCUUAAGGACGCUUCGGAGGCUGUACCCAAUCCACAUCCAGAUUUAUUUGUGUCCCCCGACCCGAGGCUGCAUGUCCUUGGCACUCGCAUCCUGGCCCCCACUGACAUGGACUGGUCCAAGCUGUCCAAAUGUUUUACCGACUUCGGUACCGCCACAGCAGCCUCCUCCGACAAUAGUUAUCAACUGCUGCGCUACAAGCAAGGAGUGGGCGAGGGCUGCUCGGAACUGCCACCGGGCAAAUGUUUUCCCCUCGAAGCCAAUGCGGAUUACCUGCAUGGCGUGAGCUUCCACAAGGGCUGCUAUGUGGGCCAGGAGCUAACAGCCCGCGUCCAUCAUUCGGGCGUGAUCCGCAAGCGAUACAUGCCCAUCCGGUUGACGGCCCCUAUUGAUGUGGGUUCCAGCCAGGACGUAACUUCUUUGGCUGGAGCGAAACUUGGACGCGUCUUUGGCUUUGCGCACAAGCAUGGUGUAGCACUGCUGCGCAUCGAGAAGGUUCUCAACGGCCGUCCGGAGUUGAUGAUCGAUGGCGAGCGCUGCUAUGUUGAACGUCCGGAAUGGUGGCCGGAGGAUUUGCCUGGAAAGCGUCGCAUGGCGUUCGCUGAGUGACAUACAAACUGAUUUGACCAAAUAUUGUUAUACUAUUGUUAUAAGUGUAGUAAAUGUAUAUAGUCCUCGUAUAA